AUGAUAACCACGCGAAGGAUGGUGGUCAUCAUCGUGGCAGUGGACCUCAUGCACGUCUUGACUCUGGUUCCAGAGUACGUGACAGUCACUCUGACGUGGCGCUUCUUCCCAAGCAGAAACAGAACACUGCUUAGUCUGGGCAUCAGAGACGGUUCCGCAAAAGGCGUCACCUUCCUUCUGCAUUUUAUUUUGGCUUUCCUCGGUCAGGUGCUGGUCAUCAUCUUCACAGCCAUACUGACCCUUCACCUGAAACGCCAAACGUCGUGGCGACAAACUGUGACGAAGGAGAUAGUCAAAAAGAACAAGAAAUCUUUUUCUUCUCGAGACAAAAAGUCUAUGAUUCUCGUUGUGGUCAUCGCCAGCGUUCUGAUCGUCUGCUACAGUCCUUCCAUCUUGUGCCUGGUCAAUUUCAUCUUGCCGGAAUUUUACGUGGGAGGAAAGCUAUUUCCGCUGUUUCGCGACGCUUGGGCCUUCGCCUACUUGUUCGCCAUCCUUAACUCGGGAAUCAACGUUUUCAUUUUUUACAAUGUAAGCACUAACUACAAGAACACCUUCAAACAAUUUUUUCGCUGUUUAAUAACAGUCACUUCAGUAGCUGUCAACAAUGCUCAAUUCUGUUUUAAAGUUAAGAAUACUCAUGAAAAGAUAACUCCGAGGUUUUGUCGGGAGACAAUUCUAAGAAAUAAUUAUGCUUAA
Molecule: messenger RNA, 696 nt
Organism: Biomphalaria glabrata
Lineage: Eukaryota; Metazoa; Mollusca; Gastropoda; Planorbidae
Product: P2Y purinoceptor 8-like
Exons: 1
Coding region: 1-696 (231 amino acids)
Cellular component (GO): membrane
Molecular function (GO): G protein-coupled peptide receptor activity
Source: RefSeq, a predicted model, not a curated record